AUGCAGCCCUGGCCAGAGAAGAAAGUCAGGCUCUUGCACAUGCCAUUGCCAACCUCGAAAAGAUACGGGGCAUCCCACACGACGGUGAUCUUGCCGUCGCCGCUGCUGGCGCUGAAAUUGCUGCACACGGUGGUGCCGCUGGCCUGCUCUGCCGGCACCGCGGUGGAGAAGGUGGUGGAUUCCUUCCUGGAGUUGCGCCCACUUAGCUCCACCACCCCACUGCUCGCCACCGCUCACUCGCUCAUCUGCACUCACUCGCUCAUCUGCACUCACUCGCUCAUCUGCACUCACUCGCUCAUCUGCACUCACUCGCUCAUCUGCACUCACUCUCUCAUCUGCACUCACUCGCUCAUCUGCACUCACUCACUCAUCUGCACUCACUCACUCAUCUGCACUCACUCGCUCAUCUGCACUCACUCGCUCAUCUGCACUCACUCGCUCAUCUACACUCACUCGCUCAUCUGCACUCACUCGCUCAUCUGCACUCACUCGCUCAUCUGCACUCACUCGCUCAUCUGCACUCACUCGCUCAUCUGCACUCACUUGCUCAUCUGCACUCACUUGCUCAUCUGCACUCACUCACUCAUCUGCACUCACUCACUCAUCUGCACUCACUCGCUCAUCUGCACUCACUCGCUCAUCUGCACUCACUCGCUCAUCUGCACUCACUCGCUCAUCUGCACUCACUCGCUCAUUUGCACUCACUCGCUCAUCUGCACUCACUCGCUCAUCUGCACUCACUCGCUCAUCUGCACUCACUCGCUCAUUUGCACUCACUCGCUCAUCUGCACUCACUCGCUCAUCUGCACUCACUCGCUCAUCUGCACUCACUCGCUCAUCUGCACUCACUCGCUCAUUUGCACUCACUCGCUCAUCUGCACUCACUCACUCAUCUGCACUCACUCGCUCAUCUGCACUCACUCGCUCAUUUGCACUCACUCGCUCAUCUGCACUCACUCUCCCAUCUGA
This is a messenger RNA of Closterium sp. Naga37s-1, 969 nucleotides long. Lineage: Eukaryota; Viridiplantae; Streptophyta; Zygnematophyceae; Desmidiales; Closteriaceae. The record is from the annotation of a GenBank genome assembly.